ACUCUUCAUUCGUAACCGCGGCUCGGAGAUUGUGUUAUUUGCUUAUUUAUGUUGUACAUUUCUCCGUUUGUUCCACUGGUGAAUGAAACAUCUGAAAUUUUAGUACUUUUUCUGGAAAUAUAACAGACAGAAAGAGUUAGAGAAAGAGAAAAAAGAGUGUUAUUACUGGAAAGAAUUGUUGAAAACUGUGAUUAUAUCAAACGACGCAACCAAAUGAUUUAUUUCAAUUCAUAGUAAUAUUUAUUUUUGAAAUAUUACAAAAUUUGAAUUGAAAAGAAAAUAACCGAAAAGUGUUCAACAUGAGUUUGAGUGUAGGCGGCUACGCUCAGGGUUACGCUCAUCCGGGACCUAUGACCCACGAGUUUUACCAGUACCCCCAGGUCCGGUACCCGGAUCACACCGAGCAUCCGGGCUACUACCAGAACUGGAUGCUGAACCCCCAGGAAUUGACGCCCCCGGAUCAGUACAUGCAACUGGAUCUGGCCCACACGAACCCCCUGGAGUAUACUGUACACUACGAGAACGGGGUGAGGUGCGUGAAAAGAAGGAUAACCGCAAACAAGAAGGAGAGACGGAGAACAAUGAGUAUUAAUAACGCCUUCGCGUCAUUGCGGGGUUGUAUCCCGAACGUUCCGUCAGACACCAAACUGUCGAAAAUCAAAACGUUACGCCUCGCUACCAGUUAUAUCGCUUACCUCAUGGACAUUCUGCAAAAAGACGAUCCUUCUGUUAGCGAGCCCGGUUUCAAAGCAGAACUAACGAAAAAGAACGAACGAAAAACGACAGCAGAUGAAAAGAAGAAAGAGACGGACACAUCACCUACUUCAUCCAAUGAAAGCGACAACAGUUCCAUAUCCGAGAAGAAAGAAAAAGGGAAGGGAAGGACGGGGUGGCCGCAGCACGUCUGGGCUUCAGAACUCAAGAAUUGAUGACGUAGUACUCAAAAACAUAGUGCACAUAUUCUGAACAAUUUGUGAUGACACUGGCACAAAUCUUCACUGCGUGACCAUACCACCCACUGCACAGUCGAUAAUUUAUGUUCGAUUUGUUUCAUUACUCAGCGGUACAUCUUGGAACAAGCAGUGUAGCUUAUGCGUUCUGUCUAGUAUGACAGACCUACUGAAUUGGAAACCCUUAUUUUGUGCGUGUGUGUUGUGUAUGACGUAUGACUGAAAACUAUUUAUUAUCCAAUAGUACAUGACCUCAUUUUGAAAUUGUGAUCUCGAAAUAGCGUUACUGUUAUGUAAUGUAUCCUGUUCAUAUAUUUUGACAAUGCCAUUUCAAAUCUCCUGUAGUAUUUAUUUGAGAUGGCUAGCAAAAUAGUAUCCAUUUAUUUUUAUUGUGCCAAAUUUGCAAUGUACACAGCUGCCAAGAUGUCAAGUAAAAUAUUAGACAUUUGUUUUAUAGUGCCAAUUUUCGAAAUGCAUUUCAGUAUAUAAACAUACAAAGACAUUUUGUGAGGAGAUUGUGUAUUUCUUCUGUUUAGUGUGUUUACAGGAAAUAAAUAGACACCUUUUGAUUCACACAUAUAUUUGAAUAUUAAAUAGUGCUCAUCGAUGAUGACUUGGUGAUUAAGUCAUCAGGUUUAAUUCAUAUAGGUAUUGGGUUCAGGGGUUCAUAUCCCAAUACCGGCUCUAAUUAAUAUUUAACUUUUAACCUUUCUCCUGGGUAGACAGCACAGAUAGCUGUUGUGUGCUAUAUUUUUAAUGUUAAAAUGUGUGUAAAAAACCCACCCAUUCACAUGAAGACAUUAACAGACUGCUCUUGUGUGUGUGAUUACUAACGCUAAUAAUGUGGUAGUCUCAAAAAACCUUAGACAGACCGAAUCGCCGGGGUCAGCUCUUAUCUCCCUUGUCACGGCUUAAGGUCACCAUUAUCUCCCUUGCAGAGACAGACUGCUGUGGGGUGGGCACAAUAAUCCGCGUCCAAUUGUUUAUGGACGAAAUACUGUGAGAAAACAACACACACACAUUCACUGUCGGAAGAAUAGAUAUUGCUAUCAAUUAGUUGUGUGGAGUUGUUGUUUUGCAUCUGAAUAUAUGUUAUACAGAAAACUGAAUAAUAAGCUUGGCUGGGACCAUUUGUUACAAUUAGCAGUAUUAGUAUGUAGGUAUUCAGUGAACUGAAAAUACAACUUGUGAUCUGGCUUGGGUUUUUUUUUAAAUAUAUAUAUUUUUAAAAAUAUUCAAAUACCAGUUUGAAUGUUUUCUGGUUUCUUCCCAUCUGAUGCACGAUAUAUUUUGGAGACUCUUGAACUGGUUCAGCAAUUAAUUAGAACUAAUUUCAUAUUUCAACCGAAUUAAAAGGACAGUAACCAUAUAAUGGUUUUAUUAAAAAAUUAUUAUUGCAUUAGUCUUGGUCACCAAACACUGUUAGUAUUAUCUAACAACAACUGUGAUAGCCUGUCUCGAUCAGUUUGACUCCCAGCCAAUCAGAACCGUUACCUCUUAACAUGGCAUGUUUUGUGGGCUUUUCUUCUUUCUUCUUCUUUUUUUUUUUGGGGGGGGGGGGGGGGGGGGGGGAUUUGAGACAAUACUCCCAAACUCUUGUUCCCGCAGGUGUUGGUUAACCGAGACUAAUACUACGUAACUGUGUAAAGACAAAACAAAUCUUCAUUAAAAUUGUUGAAAUACACGAAACUGGAAAAUAUGAAGUAAUAUAAUAAAACGACUGUACAUUUAUUGUUCACCUUCAAAGACAAAACGUGUCGUUAAAUAAAACAUUUCCUUCCUUCAAAGACAAAACAUAUAUCUGUGUUAAAAAGUGUUUGUACGUCCAGGAUGGAGCAGCAACCAUGCGGAGGAAAGUACAACAGAAUGAAAACGACAGAGUGCAUUUACUUGCAUAACUUGGUUUGCUAGUUUGUGUAGUCACUAUUCAUAUGUGUGUUUUGUUUGUUUUGUGUUUUUCACUGCGUGCCAUUGUGUGAGUGUGUGGUGCAUAGACUCAGAUAAACACUUGUUUGCAUCUGUUUUCAUCGGAUUUGAUUCCUAUCUCACUCGAACUGUUCUUAUGAUGUUGAUAUUAUUGUUUCAAAAAAUAAUUUUGAAAGUACGAAAAUAAAUUUUUGUUUGAAAA
Messenger RNA from Gigantopelta aegis, 3078 nucleotides. RefSeq names its product heart- and neural crest derivatives-expressed protein 2-like. Bases 300 to 929 code for a protein of 209 amino acids. Gene Ontology annotation, biological process: regulation of transcription by RNA polymerase II; developmental process. Gene Ontology annotation, molecular function: RNA polymerase II transcription regulatory region sequence-specific DNA binding; protein dimerization activity; DNA-binding transcription factor activity, RNA polymerase II-specific. The record is from RefSeq and is a predicted model, not a curated record. NCBI's taxonomy places the organism in Eukaryota, Metazoa, Mollusca, Gastropoda, Neomphalida, Peltospiridae. The transcript is spliced from 2 exons.